GUUUUAGUAUUCUUCUUCAGCUUUCUUAGGUUUUUUCAACUUUUCGUUCGUUCUCCUUUUUCCUUUGGCCUUCCAUUGACAGCAAACACAACCAGCCUUUCUUGUUAUUUUUCUUUCUUUCUUUCUUUUGUUCGACCACACUUCACAACGAUUCAGAAACGCAAACACACUCAAACACAAUGCUGGUUCAAGGCGACAUUGAAAUCGAGCAUCAGCAGCAGCCGGCAAUGCGUCGGAGCUCGCUCACCACGCAGCACAUUCUCGCUGCCGUCGCAACCAUGCUCGAGAAUUCCCACAACGGCACAGACAUGAGUGGCGUGCUUGAGAUUGCGGCUUCCGACGACGCGAGCAGCAGCAGCAGCAGCAGCAGCAGCAGCAGUGUGGACGUGGACGUCGUUGAGGUCAGCAAUCCGUCAUCAACGCACACGCAAGUGACCAACGCUGCCAAUUUCGCGGCUUCACCCGCCUGUGCCACUGCGCACUGCUGCUGCGACGCGGCAGUGACUGGCGCCCACACGCUGUCAAAGCCGGCGGCUGCGCUGGACGGCUGCGGGCGGGUGCGCUCGUGCUCGGACUCGGCCGCUGUUUGCCCUUCCGCACUGGCGGUUUUGUGCGACGCGCUCGCAGACUCUGCCUCGCUGCGCUCAGACAUGUCCAUGGACACGGCUGCGCGUGAGACGGACACGUCCUCGCGCCCGUCCAUCCUCGAAGUCGACGACGACCGGGAGCGUGACGAGCACAGCCAUGCCGACGAGCUGAUUCGGGAGGACGCGAAUACCAUUUCCGUCACCAACUCCGACACGCCCGACAGCGUCGGCAUGCACUCUGGCCCAGUCGCUACUUCUACUACUACUACCGCUGCUGCCUCGGAUGAGGAGGAUGUGCAGCCCGCUUCCCGCUCGCUGGCCAAGAAGCUGGUCGGGUUUGUCUUUCCCAGCAAGUCUAACCCUAAGUCCAACCCGCGCGUUGUUGCCGUUCACGAACUGGACGAAAAUGACGAACAGGAUGCUACUGACGCCCACAGCACCAUGUCGUCGUGCUCGAGCUCCUCCGAAGACGACAGUGAUGGUGGCGAGGAUGACGACUCGGGCUGGUCGACCUACUCUUCUUCCGACUCGGAUUCAGUCGACUUGGCCGACUUGAACGCGAGCACCGUGCGCCAGUGCCGAAACCAGUACUGCGGCCUCGGGUUUGCCUCGCCUGCCGAGCGCAACCAGCACGAGUUGGAGACGGGACAUGUCGACGCUAGCCUUCAAUCUCUGCACAAUGCCAUCCCCGCGCCCCCGCCGCUCCCACCAAUGUUUGGCCCUCUGCCGCGUCGCAGCGAUGGCGACAAGUGGCCAAAUGCUACCCGCUGGCCCAAGCCCGCCUACCAAGACUGGUUGCGCUCGACUUCGUCCAACUGGAUGCGACUGGUGGCAACGCGCGCUCUCGACACAGAGCACACUGCGCCUCCCCCGGCCAACCGAGGCAACGGCGCAUCCACCAGCAGCAGCAGCAGCAGCAGCAGCACUGCUGCGUCGUCCACAAGCGCUGCAUCCGCAGCGUUGACGGCCAAGAAGAUUUUCAUGUUCUCUUGCAUCAUUUGCUUUGACGAGCUCCCCAUCGAAAGCGACCGCAAGACGAGCUUGUCCGCGUGCAGCUGCGAUGUCUGCAAGACCUGCCUCAAGACCUACUUUGAGGAGCGCAUUUCGGUCGGUAUGGUCAAGCCCUGCUGCCCCGAGCCGACUUGCAAGCUUCCCGAGAGCGACGCGGCACUGAAGGAGAUUGUGUCCAAGGACAAGUUCUCGAUGCUCGAGCGAUUCCGCAUCACCUCGAGCGACAACCCUUGUGUGCGAAGCUGCCCAUUCUGCUUUACACUCAACUACCGCUCUGCCAAAGGCCAGGCCACUGUGCCGUACUUGAGCCCCGCCGAAGACGGUCAAGACGGCGACAAGGACGAGGAGGGCGACAAGGACGAGGUUGCCACUGGCGCUGAGCCCCUUCCAGCCGACGAGCAAGCAGCAGGAGUGGAGACCGAGACGACUGGCGAUGCCGUCGUGACAGUGACACCUCCCGCCGCUGUCGAGGCCACCAAGGCGGAGAAGCGGUCGCUGCUGGCUCGUCUGCGCGAGAAGCGUGUCGUGGUUGACGAACGCGACCAGAAGGUCCAAUGCUGCUCGUGCACGCAGGAAUUCUGCUUUUCGUGCCAGGCGCCCUACCACACUGGCAUGUCCUGCAAAGACUUUUCCAUGGGCGACAUUGGCGUGGAGGACUGGUCGCGCCAGGUGGGUGCUCGGCGCUGCCCUCGCUGCAAAACUCGCAUUGCGCGUGAUUCCGGCUGCGAUCAUAUGCAUUGCACCGUUUGCUCCAUGAACCAGCACCAGCGCAAGAAGCGGCUGCUCAGCAGCGUCUUCCACCAAAGCGACGAGUGGUGCUAUGGCUGCGGCUGCCGCUACAUUUCACUUGGCCCGAUUGGCAACCAUCACUCUGCCUUCUCCAUUGUCGGCUGCAACAAUCUGCUCUUCAAAAACAUGCCGCCAUUGCGGAUGGCCACACGAGCGACCGCGCUUGUUGUCGGUGUCCCAACAGUAGCCGUCGGACUGACGCUGUACGCGACACUCGUCCUGCCAGUCAAGGGAGUCCGAAAGCUUGUGCGGGCUCUUCGUUAAAUCCUGGAGAGUUUGGCUUUUGUUCGCUUUUCUUGUUUUGGUUUUCCCCCCCCCCCUUCCCUUUCGGGUUUUUUUUCUGCUUUUGUACGAUAUCUUGUAUGAUGGGUUGAGCUUUAGAUUCUGUAAAGUUUUGUAAUAUUGUUAACACCGCUUCUUUGAAAGAAAA
This is a messenger RNA of Capsaspora owczarzaki ATCC 30864, 2817 nucleotides long. RefSeq lists its product as hypothetical. Gene Ontology annotation, biological process: protein polyubiquitination; ubiquitin-dependent protein catabolic process; positive regulation of proteasomal ubiquitin-dependent protein catabolic process. The transcript has a single exon. The record is from RefSeq and is a predicted model, not a curated record. Gene Ontology annotation, molecular function: ubiquitin protein ligase activity; ubiquitin conjugating enzyme binding. Lineage: Eukaryota; Filasterea; Ministeriida; Capsasporidae. Gene Ontology annotation, cellular component: cytoplasm; ubiquitin ligase complex. Bases 180 to 2651 code for a protein of 823 amino acids.